Messenger RNA from Scleropages formosus (Asian bonytongue), 3455 nucleotides. RefSeq names its product ADAM metallopeptidase with thrombospondin type 1 motif, 6 (gene adamts6). Gene Ontology annotation, molecular function: metalloendopeptidase activity. Bases 31 to 3396 code for a protein of 1121 amino acids. The transcript has 24 exons. Gene Ontology annotation, cellular component: extracellular matrix. The record is from RefSeq and is a predicted model, not a curated record. NCBI's taxonomy places the organism in Eukaryota, Metazoa, Chordata, Actinopteri, Osteoglossiformes, Osteoglossidae. Gene Ontology annotation, biological process: extracellular matrix organization; proteolysis.
CCCCACCCCAUUUUAGAUCUUUUCUAAAUUAUGGAAAUUUUUUGGAAGACGCUGACUUGGAUAUUGAGCCUGGUCAUGGCUACUUCUGCAUUUCAAACCUUCCACAAACUUUCACACAGUUCCCAAGAGGAGUUCCUGUCCUACCUUGAGCACUACCAGCUGACAGUUCCUGUGCGUGUGGACGAAAAAGGGGAAUUCAUAAGCUACGCCGUGAAACACCUCCAACCUGCACGGCGGAGGAGAGGGCUGGACCCGGUGAGCCCAGACCCGCCCGAAUCCAGGCUGUACUACAGACUCUCAGCCUACGGGAGGCACUUUCAUUUGAACCUAACGCUCAAUCCCCACUUGGUGUCAAAACAUUUUACUGUAGAAUACUGGGGCAAAGAUGGACCUGAAUGGCGGCACAACUUGGUUGAUAAUUGCCAUUAUGUUGGAUACCUGCAGGAUCAGUACAGCACAACAAAAGUGGCAUUGAGCAAUUGUAAGGGCCUGCACGGUGUUAUUACAACAGAAGAAGAACAGUAUUUAAUCGAGCCAUUAAAGAAUAUAUCCUCCAAAAAUUCAGUUAAUUUAAACCUCAAAGAAGGACAGCCUCAUGUUAUUUAUAAAACGUCUUCCAUUCCCCGGCCACAAGAUCACAGCGACGAACUCAGCUGUGGCGUUUCAGACCUCGCAAGAAGCGCAGCAGCCUGUUCCCCGGGUAGCCUUGCCGUGGCCCCCCAGCCCCCUGCCCCGACAAACAGCAGCACAAGCAGCGCCCAUCGGCAGAAGCGGUCCGUUAGCUCGGAGCGCUUUGUUGAGACCCUGGUUGUAGCUGACAAGAUGAUGGUGGGCUACCAUGGUCGCAAAGACAUCGAGCACUAUAUCCUCUCCGUGAUGAAUAUUGUUGCCAAACUUUACCGUGAUGCCAGUCUGGGAAACGUUGUGAACAUUAUAGUGACCCGACUCAUUGUUCUCACGGAGGACCAGCCUAACUUGGAGAUCAACCAUCAUGCAGACAAGUCAUUGGACAGUUUUUGCAAGUGGCAGAAGUCCAUACUGUCACACCAGGGAGAUGGAAACAGCAUUCCAGAAAAUGGGAUCGCUCACCAUGACAAUGCUGUUCUCAUCACCAGGUAUGACAUCUGCACAUACAAGAACAAACCUUGUGGGACCCUAGGCUUGGCAUCAGUGGCUGGAAUGUGCGAGCCGGAGAGGAGCUGCAGCAUCAACGAGGACAUCGGCCUGGGCUCAGCCUUCACAAUUGCCCACGAGAUCGGCCACAACUUUGGAAUGAACCACGAUGGAAUCGGAAAUUCGUGUGGGACCAAAGGUCAUGAGACGGCCAAGCUGAUGGCGGCCCACAUCACAGCCAACACUAACCCUUUCACCUGGUCAGCCUGCAGCAAGGAUUACAUCUCCAGCUUUCUUGACUCAGGUCGGGGCUCGUGUCUGGACAAUGAACCUCUGAAAAGAGACUUCCUGUACCCCACAGUGGCCCCAGGGCAGGUGUACGACGCGGAUGAGCAGUGUCGCUUCCAGUAUGGUGCCGCGUCCCGCCAGUGCAAAUAUGGGGAAGUUUGUAGAGAGCUCUGGUGUCUUAGCAAAAGUAACCGCUGUGUCACCAAUAGUAUCCCUGCCGCGGAGGGGACACUCUGCCAAACUGGCAGUAUUGAAAAGGGGUGGUGCUACCAGGGGGAGUGCGUGUCAUUUGGGACAUGGCCGCAGAGCGUGGAUGGUGGCUGGGGACCCUGGUCCACGUGGGGCGAGUGCAGCCGGACCUGUGGUGGGGGCGUCUCCUCCUCUGUCCGGCACUGUGACAGCCCAGCGCCUUCAGGUGGAGGAAAAUACUGUCUGGGGGAGAGGAAACGCUACAGGUCAUGCAACACAGAUGCCUGUCCGGCGGGAUCGCGGGACUUCCGGGAGAAGCAGUGCGCCGAUUUUGACAGCAUGCCGUUCCGUGGGAAGUACUACAACUGGAAACCGUACACUGGAGGUGGCGUGAAACCCUGUGCUCUAAACUGCCUGGCUGAGGGAUACAACUUUUACACAGAGCGUUCUCCAGCUGUGGUCGAUGGCACCCGCUGCCAGGCCGACUCCCUGGACAUCUGCAUCAACGGGGAGUGUAAGCAUGUGGGUUGCGACAAUAUCCUGGGAUCGGAUGCCAAGGAGGACCGAUGCCGGGUCUGCGGUGGGGAUGGGAGUACUUGUGAGGCCACCGAGGGACUCUUCAAUGACUCUCUCCCACGAGGAGGCUACAUGGAGGUCGUUCAUAUCCCACGGGGCUCCGUGCACAUUGAGAUCAAAGAGGUGGCCAUGUCAAAGAACUACAUCGCACUGAAGUCUGAAGCGGACGACUACUACAUCAACGGGGCAUGGACCAUCGACUGGCCGAGGAAGUUUGAUAUCGCUGGCACAGCGUUCCAUUACAAGAGGCCAUCGGAUGAGCCUGAGUCACUGGAAGCCCUGGGGGCCACCACGGAAAACCUUGUUGUUAUGGUACUCCUGCAGGAGCAGAACCUGGGCAUCAGCUACAAGUUCAACGUGCCCAUCACACGCACGGGCAGCGGGGACAACGAAGUGGGCUUCUCCUGGCACCACCUCGCCUGGUCCGACUGCUCGGCUACCUGCGCUGGAGGUUCCCAGAAGCAGGAGGUGUUGUGCAAGAGGCUGGACGACAACUCAGUGGUCCAGAAUAGCUACUGCGACCCAGACAGCAAGCCACCGGAGAACCAAAGGGCCUGCAACACGGAGCCCUGCCCUCCAGAGUGGUUCAUCGGCGACUGGUCGGACUGCAGCAAGACGUGCGACGCUGGCGUCCGAUCGCGGACGGUUCUGUGCAUAUGCAGGAUUCGUCCUGCUGAAGAGGAGACCUUGGAGGACAGCCACUGUCUCACUCACCGGCCCAUAGAGAGAGAGGCUUGUAACAAUCAAUCGUGCCCCCCGCAGUGGGUCACCCUCGAUUGGUCCGAGUGCACUCCCAAGUGCGGCCCUGGGUUCAAGCACCGCAUCGUGUUGUGCAAGAGCAGCGACUUGACCAAGACGUUCCCGCCAACGCACUGCCCCGAGCACAGCAAGCCACCAGUGCGAAUACGCUGCAGCCUUGGCCGGUGUCCACCCCCGCGCUGGAUCCCCGGAGAGUGGGGACAGUGCUCUGCGCAGUGCGGACUCGGCCAGCAGAUGCGAACCGUGCAGUGCCUCUCUUACACGGGGCAGCCCUCCAACGAGUGUGCCGAGUCCCUGCGGCCUCCCGCCAUGCAGCAGUGCGAGAGCAAGUGUGACGCCACGCCCAUUUCCAACGGUGACGAAUGCAAAGACGUAAACAAGGUGGCAUAUUGCCCACUGGUGCUGAAGUUCAAGUUCUGCAGCCGUGCGUACUUUAGGCAGAUGUGCUGCAAGACGUGCCAAGGACACUGACCCACAGAGCGUGCGAGAGAGGGAGGGAGCGAGAGGGAGAAGGAGAGGAGAUGGCUACA